Messenger RNA from Ambispora leptoticha, 336 nucleotides. NCBI's taxonomy places the organism in Eukaryota, Fungi, Glomeromycota, Glomeromycetes, Archaeosporales, Ambisporaceae. The record is from the annotation of a GenBank genome assembly.
AUGGCUUCCCAACAAAAAGUUACUGAAGAAACCCAUGCUCUCGCAGACUUUAACGUUAUUCCUAUUGGAAGUGGUAGUACUAGUAUUUCCGAAUACAUUGCUGAAACUCAAAAAGUCUUGAAGGAAUCUGGUUUGAACUAUAAACUUCACGCGUGCGGUACGAAUGUCGAAGGAAAAUGGGACGAAGUGAUGUCCACUAUUCGUAAAUGUGUUGAUCGUUUGCACGAGAUGGGAGUUUCGCGUGUCGACACCAAUAUUCGUAUCAAUGCAAGUACUCGUAAUGAUAAGAAGAUGACCUUGGAUGACAGCAUUCGCAUCACCAAUGAGAAAAUGUAG